Molecule: messenger RNA, 4717 nt
Organism: Ostrinia furnacalis (Asian corn borer)
Lineage: Eukaryota; Metazoa; Arthropoda; Insecta; Lepidoptera; Crambidae
Exons: 3
Coding region: 1-441 (146 amino acids)
Source: RefSeq, a predicted model, not a curated record
AUGGUAAAACUUUUUUGUUGUGACAGCGAGUCCAUAGACGGCGAAGUGGUGGAGACUCGCAGGCACAGUCGCGCUUCUUGGAGCGAGCCAGGCGACGCGCCCCCUCUGCCUCCAAGGGUUUCAGGCGACAAGCGUUCCUGGACUGAGGCACCCCCAGCGGUCCCUCGACGCGCCAACCGGCCGGCCGAGGCAGCUGAUGAACGCGACUCUGGUGUAAGCGUGGACGCACACGCUUACACUAACGCUGACGAUCAUCGUCUGCAUCAGAACGAUCUCGACCUAGCAGUGGAGUCCCUCCGCUACGAGGAGAUAAUCUCAAUGAUGUCGGAGCCGCUUCGCGUGGAUGAAGAAGAGACGCCGCCGCCCAUCCCGCCCAAGGGGCUCGGCCACCUCAGCAGCUUCGACUCGGGUCACCACGAGAACGGCGAGUCGCACUGUUAACGCCAAAGCGUAGGUAACACCACUAUUAUUAUGGUUUAUCAUCAUUGACGUGUCUCCUUCCAAUAGGGAUGUUUCCUGGGUAAAAAAGUUUGUCCGUCGGUUAACUUAUCAAAAAAUACUCCACACGUAAUUUUAACUUUUUCAAACUAAUGAAAGUUAAAAGAGAUACAGCGCGUCAAAGUUCUAAAGAAGAGGCCCGUGGUGUCAAGGUGUGCUUAUUAAAAAUGUAGCAGUUUGUGACGUCGCGCGGUACUUCAACGCACCAUAACUUAGUAAUUACCUUGUUUGAUUUGCAAAUAAAAAUAUACGUGUCCAAUAUUUUUUGGUAAUGUAACCGACGAACUAAAAGUUUUGUUUUUAGAAAACUAGCCUAUUAUUUAUGUAUGUAUCAUACGCACUGACAAUACUAUAGUGUUGCAACUCAAAAUGUGACUUUUUUGCGCAGCACAAAGCAAGUUUUUGACUGGAAUCUGGACAGGAAUUUGUGUAGGAUGGUAUAUGCCUGCCCUGUUAGUGUUUAUUAAACUGUCGACUUUCAGAAUCGACUCAUAUUUUGAGAUGCAACACUAUCGUAUUAUCAGUGCGAUUGUGCACAAUUAUUUUAUUAUUCAAGUUUGUAAUUUAACACUUGAAACAACAGUAAAAAUCGAAUAGAAAAUGACAAAAUUGCAUUUUACGUACAGUUACAGUUACAGUAACUCGAAUGAAACACUGACGAAUGAUACCAUUUUAUGAUAUGAUUUAUUAAAGUUAGUUGGAUUUGCUUUAGUAAACAAUUGGCCUUUGUUAUUUAAUCACACUAGCUUGUGUUGUAAUAACAAGAAAAACACGGUAACUAUUUUCGUGUGAGUGGUAUCAUUAGUAGUAAAAAAAGUAGUGUAGCCACUCCUAGGGUUUAGUGUUUAUUUUUCCCAAUACUAAUCCUCUGGAAAGACCAAACUAAAUAUUUAAAUGAAAUAUGUUUAAACGAGUUUUUGUUACGUAUUUUUUAUUAAAAUCAAAUUAUUAUCAUUAAAUCCAGAUAAAAACAUUAUCUAGUAGCUCAAAGGUUUAUUUUAUUUUCAUCCAAAAAUUGAUUAUUAUCGUGAUUACUGCAUUUUUUAGAUUGAAUGUUACGCUGGGGCUCAUUACUAAAAUUUAUAUGCUAUUUUAUUCAACAAUUAUUUUAAUAUUAUAAGAAUAAACUUAGCUAAGCAUAUCAUUCCAAAAGUGGAUAAUAAUAUUAUAUUUAUAUAGAUGUGUUUGCAUUUAUUUUUUAUGCAUCUGCGCCAUAGUACACGUGAUUUACUAUUUGUAGUUUAAUUAUUAUCUUUUUGUUUACACUAAAUAAAUACAUUUGAAAAUAAAAUAGUAAAUUGAAUGGGCAGUAAAUUGCUGCUAUCUUGAUUUAAUACCGAUCCACAUUUCUUGUGAAAAUAUUUUUAUCUAUUUCAAAUCCAUAGAAUAUGGAUCGUUUUAUAAUUGUGAUAAAUAUGCUUUUAUAAUUCCUAAAAAAAAAGUAUUAACUUUGUCAUAAGUCAUUUUCAUUUAUAUUUUUAAAUUGGCUUUAUGUUAAAACGUUUUAUAGUUGGGUAAAUACGUUUGGGUUUAUGAAAUAUAAAAUUUAAAUGAGACUUUUAAAAUAUUUUUAUGUAUCAUGCAAAUAUGAAUGAAUUAUUUUAUUUAUAUCGGCAGCAAUAAAUAUUAUAUGCAUCAUGCAAAUACAUAAGCGCAAUCUAAAAUUCUUGCUCAAAAUGAAGCAGCUAAGUAUAUUGUGGACUUUUUUCUAAAAAUAUAUUAUGCCGGAUCUCUAGGUUAUAUUUGCGUCCAAUCCAAAUUGAAAAUAUAAUAUACAUUGUAUAUCUUAUGAUGCUUCUAUUUUUACACAGAUAUUAUGCUUAAGUUCAUAAUUAUAUAGGAAAUAUUAUGCUAAGUAUUUUUAUGUAUUAAUAAUCGAGCAACUGGACAUUAUCAUCGUUCUUAUUGUAAUCAUGUUGAUGAUAAAGAAAAAAACCAUUGCAUUUGGGCAAAACAGUCCAGGAAAGAGCUCAAUCUGAAAUUUUGCGUCUUCUAAAAAUAUUUUGUAUUCAUCAUAGAUUUUAUAUAUCGCUCAUAUUAGCGAAAAACAAUUAUACCGUAAAGCAUUAUGCGAAAUUCGUACAAAUGACAUGAUUUUUUUUAACGAAUAUCUAGUAAUAUUAAACAUAUUUUUAUCAGACAUACUGCAAAUACUGCAAUGCAAAUGUAAACUGUGCAAUUUAUAUACUUAAGUCUUUUUUUAAAGUAUUUUGACUUUUCUUAUUAUACAUGAUAUAAAUCAAUUUUAUUAUGAUCGCAAUUACUUUACUAUUAUUGCAUUGUGUAGUCCAAGUAACUUAGUGUCUAGAUUGUAAUCGUAGUUUAUAUUUUUAUGAAAUAUUGGUACAUGUCAAAUUGCUUCAUUAUUUGGAUCUCAAGUUUUUAUCAAAAUAUAGUAUUAAAUCUUUUCAAAACUUAUUCCAUCAUUGGUACCUAUAAUGACAUCAUUCAAAAUUAAUUUCAAUUAAAAAAUAAUUAUAUAAAACUAUUUAUAUAACACACUUUAAAAAUCGCGUCACUUAAUUCAUGAUGUCAUUCCUUUUAUAACACGUUUUUUCGAUGUUCAGACUUUAAUACUUUGAUUUAAAAGAAUUUAUAGAUUUAAUGAAAUCUAAAACAAACAAACUGAAAACCUUACACUGUCUUUCUACAUGUCUUACCAAUAACCAAGUGAUAUUUUCAUACUAUACAUACAGUAGUUUUUUUUAAAUAUACAUAUUAUAAUAGUACAUAAGAGUUAGGAUUUAUGAUCACUUUACCAACGAACAUUUGUUCAAGAUUUUUACAGCUGUUUUUAUCUGUUUACUCGUGUAUACUAUUCGUGACUGUAUAUCUAAUGGCUUUUUUACUAGUUUUGUAUUUAACAUGUAGUGCGUUGAUGUUACUACAAAAUGUAGCCUGAAAUUUUAUUUUAUUACAUACUUAUCAUAAGAGAUAUACCUACAAAGGUGCAGCUACCCGAUAAGGAAUAAUGCACGUUAAUCCUACCUUUUUAAACCUGCGGGUUGAUUUGUACUACAAUGUGUUUGAUGGUAAUAAUUGCCACCGCGAUCUAAGGUGCAGGCAGCGCCAUCUCUUGGUAGACAAAGUUAACUACUAGUUUUUUAAAUCAUUUUUAACCGUGUAGGGGGAUUCAACCAGUCUUCUGACAGGUGCAUUUUUUCUUAUCGGCAAUUGAUAUUUGGUGAACUUUACAAGUAAUCAUUUAUAACAAAUGUUUCAAGAUCUUAAUAUAAUCAAUUACUUGUCACUUGUCAGUUUACCUGUUCUAUGAAAUUACUAUUAUACGCUGCUGUGUAGUACGUACGAAUGUUCGGCCAUAUUAAUCAAGUACACAAAUAAGUUACCUGAGUUUUAAUGGAUUUGACUAGUAGUAGUCUAGGGCAUGAAUAUAUUUAUAAUCUAAAGGGGGUUUUAGUAUUAACUUUCCAUACUAUUAUGUCGGUGUUACGUAUUUCUCAUUAGGAUAGUAUUUCUCAUUUUAAGUAUUAAAAUAUUUUACUUCACGACGUGCUUCUUUUCAACUUAUUGAUAAAAUUGGCGUAUGAAAUAUUAUUUUUAUGUUAAUUAAAAAUGUGAAAUGGUAUGCUUUGAAUUUGCACCAUUUUUUUUUAUUAAAUUGGCAGAAUGUUUAUCACAAUCUCGCUAAAAAUGCAGAUGCAAUCUAUGUUACAAAGUUGCAAUUUUGUUAAUGGUUUCGAAAAUACUAUUAGCGCUGCCGUAUACAAAAUUGCGGCCAUAAUUAAGAUUAACUAAUAAUACUCGUAUGGGAUAAACAGCUUUAUUUAUACACACUUUAGUCCUCAUUAUCAACAAGUUGGAAAAAAGCGAAUCUUAAAAAUAUAACUGUACCAAAAAUAUUUUGAUUACUAGUUUAGGAUCGACUGUCUAAUGUAUUUCAUUGUUUAUUUUAACGUCGUAUUAUUCGAAGCUCAACUUUGGCUCUUGUGAUCGGUAGCUAUAAUUUUUCUUUUUUAAUCUGAAAAAUAAUGAUUUGGCUGUAAGUGGCUUUUCACUGCUCCCUCCAUACGUGGGACUGAUAAAUAUGCGCCAAGAUCGGCCAAAUUAGAAUUUUAAAGAUUUAUUAUAAAUUUUUAAUGAAUGUCGCCAAUUGAAAUUGUUCAGUACAAACGCGUAGCGGUUACUAGUGGAGAUUCGUAGCCAUUUCUUAUCGAAAUUUAUGUACGUGGGCGAAAUAAAUUAUUAGAUGGAAUCAUAA